ACCCCCUUGAGAUAGCGCUUCCGCCAUGGGACACCUGGUCCUGAUCAACUUGGACCCGUCCCGGGAUACCUCGCCCCACGUCAGGUUCAAGAAGGACAAGAUUCAAGAUCUUGGACUCGACCUGACAUGCGUCGUCUGGACACUCCCACAAAGCAGCGAGUCUACACCCAUAGAAACCUUGCGGUUAAAGCUACGUGAGCUCAACGAAAACCCCGAGGUAGUCGGCGUAUGCUUCAUCUCCCCAUUGCCAAAGGGCUUGGGUCGCAUAGACCUGGGCGAGCUGUGUUUACUACUCGACGAAAAAAAGGAUGUAGAGGGCCUCCGGAAUGGCAGUCGCCAGAAUGUCUUAGCUAUAGGCCUCGUCGACUACUACCUGGACAAGACGGGCUUAUCAGAACUUUCACCACGCGUGGUUAUCACCCGGCGUGUCGAUAUGAUGACUCGAUCGUUUAUCGAUACGCUCAGUGUUCGACAGUAUCCUAUCGAGGUGGUUCUAAACCCCAGCCCGGCCGAACCAGAGGAUGAGUCGCGUGCCAUCUGGAACGACGACGGAGGUCUGUUCCAGGACAAGGCGAAAUCCAUAGAUGUCAUCGACAAAACUAGGAGGCAAUUGGAGAAAUGGAAAGGUCACAACAUUGGCAAGUCACCUAUGAUUGGACUCGUCAUAGAUAGCGAACUUCCUCCCUCAGCCGAUAUAUACAUUAACCUCGAAUACCAUAGGGCCGGCGGGCCAAAGCGGGAAGACUCGAGUACGGUCAUGUUUGACGGGUAUCCAGUAUGGCCUCUGGUCAAUCACUUCAUAGUCCAACGUGCUGCUGAGAACACGACGAAGUGAACGCCGGAGAGCCGGGUAUUUGCACUGCGUGGCCAUAUCUAGCAAAGAAAGAAGUAAUAUAUAUCGAAUUACUCGG
Molecule: messenger RNA, 911 nt
Organism: Fusarium vanettenii 77-13-4
Lineage: Eukaryota; Fungi; Ascomycota; Sordariomycetes; Hypocreales; Nectriaceae
Exons: 2
Coding region: 26-835 (269 amino acids)
Source: RefSeq, a predicted model, not a curated record